Messenger RNA from Aphidius gifuensis, 1121 nucleotides. Its product is annotated as ATP synthase mitochondrial F1 complex assembly factor 2. Lineage: Eukaryota; Metazoa; Arthropoda; Insecta; Hymenoptera; Braconidae. The transcript has 7 exons. The coding region runs from base 96 to 896 and encodes 266 amino acids. Gene Ontology annotation, biological process: mitochondrial proton-transporting ATP synthase complex assembly. Gene Ontology annotation, cellular component: mitochondrion. The record is from RefSeq and is a predicted model, not a curated record.
AGCACCAUCCGGUCAAGUCCUCUCUUUUUCUAACUCCAAUAAAAAAAUUUGACAAUAUUAUUAACAAAAUAAAUAAACAAUUAUUGUUUAACAAAAUGUUUUCAACAAAAUUAUUAUCAUUUAUACCUAAAAACAUUGUUGUCAGAAAAAUGGCAACUGUACAAAGGUUUUAUAGAAAAGUAAAUAUAUUAAAUAGUGGUGAUAAAUAUGAGGUAACAUUGGAUCAAAAAAAAUUAAAAACACCAAAAGGACAAGUAUUUGAAGUUAACAGUAAACCAUUAGCACUUGCUGUUGCAAUGGAAUGGGAAAGUCAACAAGACAUUAUCAACAGAGGCAAUAUGCAUUUGACAACUUUGUGUAACACAUAUUUGGAUAAUCCUCAUCAACACAAUCGACUGGAUAUUGUAAAUUACAUUACAAAUUAUCUUGAAACUGAUACAGUUUUAUUUCAACCAGAUGAUCAUGAAGAACUCACUAAAUUACAACAAGAAAAAUGGGAUCCAAUAAUUCAGUGGUUUUGUGAUAGAUAUCAAAUUGACAUGACCAAAACUAAAAGUAUGAGUCCACCAGUUAUACCAAUUAAAUCUAAAGAUAUAAUAGCAAGACAUAUGGCUUCAUAUGAUUUGGCACCACUCAUAGGAUUCAUGUAUGGAAUUGAUGUUAUAAAAUCUGUUAUUUUAAUGUUUGCUGUUUGUGACAGACAUAUUAGUGUUGAAGAAGCUGUUGCUUUGUCAAGACUUGAAGAAGAAUUUCAGAUAUCUCAUUGGGGCAAUGUUGAAUGGUCACAUGAAUUAAGUAAAUAUGAUCAACAAUCAAGAUUGGCAGCUGCUGUAUUAUUUAUUCAUCUUCAAACAUCAUCAGUAACAACAAAGUCACCAAAAAUGAACAAUACAUAAUAAUGAUAAUAAUACAAAUAAGCUAUUGUAUUUUUUAUUUAUAAAAAUCUAGACAAAGUUUAUUAAAUUAAUAAUAAUAAUAUAAACAACAUAAACAACUGGACAAUAUAUUUGAAUAUUUACCAAUAAAACCAUCAGGACAUGUACAGUUGUAGUAUGCAAUACCAUCAUUACAAGUACCACCAUUUAAACAUGGAUUUGACCAACAAUCAUCCCAAUUAAUUU